AGUUCGAAUGGUGAAGGAGUUUUCCUCACAAAGCAUAACCUUUCGACCAACGCGCGGGUGCACCAGUCGGCGCAGAUUGAGUCCAUUGCCGGUUUUUGUUUUUCUCCACCAGGCCUUGUCAUUCUACGCCGUUGCGCUCUCUGCACGUACAACUCCUGUGACCUACACCUUCAUUGCCUUUCUCUUCCUCUGCGAAGCUUCUAGAAAAACGUUUGCACGCCCGUAAUGCCUGCUGAGAAACCGUCGGACGAGGCGACGCCGGCGCGGCCGCCUGCCGCUGUCGAGCCCGUCAUCCCCCAAGACAGCUUCCGUCCGAUUCUCUUCUUACUGUCUUCGCUUACGACGGACCACAUCGAAGCAGCCGCGGUGGCGCAUCUGCUGCAGUCGCACUUCAAAGCUGAUGACUUUUACGUCGUCAACGCGGCCGCCGUCGCCGCUCCCCACGGCUCCCCGUCCGAUACGAAGAAGGGAGGAGGCUCGUCCCGCCCCACCACGCCGGGGUCCGCCCCCGAGGCUGUCACGGCGGCCGUGCAACUGGAACUGAGCCGCAUUGCUGCUGCCCGCGAAGAGGCGCGUCUGGCAGCGGCGCAGGCGAAAGCAGCUCAGCUUGCCAGCCUGCAAGAGGAGUACAUCGAGGACGGCCUGUCACCCGAGCAAGCCCUCGCGGCGGCCGAGGCCGAGCUUCAAGACGCGUCCGACUCGGACUCGGACGAAGCCGAAAAUGGCGACGAGGGCGGCGGCAACGGCGGGGACGGGGAGGGGCGUGGUGGGGCGGCCUCGAGGCGCCUGCCGCCCUGCGUGUGCGUCUUGAACGUCCCCCUCACGUGUUCGGCGAUGGACCGCUUUGCUCGUAGCAUCCCUGGCGUGGCGGCGGCGGUGCUGCUCGAGUCGCGGUGCUGCGUGCGGGAGUUGGUGCCAGGCGCAGCGGCAGCAGCACAGGCCGGGCCAGCGGGCGCGGGCGAGAAGACGAAGAGCCGCGCCGCCCGCAACGGCAGCUCUUCGACGCUGUCGCACGUACGGAGUGGGUCGGCGUUUACCAACGACCUACUCGAUUACCUCAGCGGGGCACCGGCACAGCUGCACGACGACGGCGACGGCCUGCCGAACGUCCUCGUUCAGCGUGUGGAGUACCCGACGGAGGUCACGGACCGCGCCUACGGUGGCGCGGCCUCGACCGUGCGUUUGUCGGUCACACCUGCGCACUUCGUGUCCAGCGUGCACGCGCUGCUCCUUCGCAUCUUUCAAUGUUGGCUUCGGUACGAGUCGUGGCGCAGUCGUCGGGUCUGCGUGCGCGUCCCGCCGUACGCCCCACCACGCGACGCCGACGCCAUCGCAGAGGGCAAAACGCCGGAGGACCCCCUUCUCCACCCGCCAGACCACCGCCUGAGCAAGCAGAAGAGCGGCGCACCGACCGGGUCGGAGGCCACCGCCAUCGUCAAUGCCGCUGCUUCUCUUCCCGCCGCUGCGGCAGAUGUGCCCGCCGUGGCGAACCCGCGCACCAUGGCGGAGGUCGCGGCGGAGCGCUUUGAGUACGGUGCGUUCAUGCAGCGUUGGGCCGCGGCGCAGACACCAAACGCGCCGCACACCGACUCGAUGGCCGCCCUACAUGCGUGCCUCGCCGCGUGCCUUCAUCAGGUGAGUUGUGCGGACGGCACGAGUGUGCUGCGCAGCCGUGCGGAGACCUCUGCGGCGCAGUUGCUGGAGGAUGUGCGUGCCGCCACGGAAGCGUGUGCCCACUCGCACGUGGUCGGCAGCGGUGCCGGGGUGGGGGGCUGGCCGCCGCAAGUGGACGCGGAAGGAAGUUUGAGCCUCGCGAAGAUCCACACGGAGGCGUUGCGAACCCCCUUUUGCUUGACGACGCCAGCGGCGGAGCCUCAGACGUGUGUUGCCGAUGUAGCAGCAGCAGAGACGAUCGAGGCGGCACUGGCGGCAUUCAUUUCAUCAGAGGCGGCUGACGGCGCCGAUGCUCUCUCCACAAUUUCUGCCGCGCUGACGUCCACAAGCGGCGAUGGCGAUGCGCUGCAUUGGCUGCGGCGUGCUCUCGUGGCGCGAGAACAACACGGCUGGUACGCCGCCUCGCACGCCUGGCGGUCCGCCACGUUGUGCUGUUUGCAGCGACCUGCCCGGGCGCACCGCAUCGCCCACAGCGGCUUCGUCUUCCGCGGGGCGACGACGUUUUCGCAGUUCUUCCGCGAUGAAGACUUCCUGGAGGCGGAGGAGCGCGUGUACGAGUUGGGCUCCUCCGACAGCGAGUCAGAGGCGGAGGAGGAGGAGGAAGCCGAAGAAGAAGAAGACCCGCUGGAGGACUCUGCGGCGGACACGCAGUCGACCGCCAGCGCAAACAGCGGUGCCCCUCCGUCGUCGGCAGCGGCGCCAGCGACCGUAUCCACAGCAGCCACAAAGCUGAACACUUCACCCACCGCCGUCACCCCCGCUGCCGCACUUGUGGACCAUACAUCACUGGUGCUGAAGCAGCUGCGGCGUCGCCGCAUUCUGGAGCAGGUGCGCGCCUGCCACUCCCGUCCGGCUGUGCAGGAGAUGGGCGUGCCUGCUGAUCGGUGCCAGGCCGUCGUGACCGAGACGAGCUGGAUGUGUGCUGCCGAUGGUACGCUGAUCGAGGUCGCACGGACGGCGGCGAACAGCUCUCAAGUGCGUUGCACGGUGAUGGCGGACCCGUCUGGCACAGUGGAGGGCGGCUACAUGCUCGAGUGCCCCCCACCUCCCGCCUCCAUCGCGGCGGAGAGCAGCAGUACGACGCCGGCGGCGACACCAUCGGGUGUUUCACCUCGCGGCCAGCAGACGCAGACGCCGCCGCCGCCGCCACCGCCAGCGAGUCCCGAAUGGACUCUUGACUCGGGCGUGCGGGGAUUCCUGAGCGUGGCCGACCGUCUCCGCGUUUUUACAAAAGUGGAGGCCGACAACUCACACGCCGUCGAAUUGGCCGCCUACACCCUCGCCGUCGCCGCGGCGAAGGAGGCGGCUGUGGCGCAGUACGAGGCGCAGUUUAGCAAGGGCGCUAAGGCAGCCAGGGGGCGCGAGAAGGGCGGCGCGGCCGCUUCCCCGCUUUCACUGGAGGACAUCACCGCAACGCUGCUGGCCGCCCUCCCGCCGCCGCCGGCUGCCUCACCCGUCGAGUCAUCAUCCGGUGAGCCGCCUGCUGCAUCGAGGGCCCUCUCCCCACCGCUGAUGCGCGUGUUCGCGUUAUUUCCGUCGCAAGGCUGCGUGCUGACGUCGGUGUUGUCAAGUGCUGCCGUGCCGGGUGUGCGCCUUGCUGUUCUACCGGGCAGCGAAUACGUUGCGUCCGGUAUUCAGCUCAACGCGGCCACCUCUCUCUCCUCCCCGCUCUUCACGGUGCACCUCUGGUGGGACAACCAACUGUGCACGCUGCCGGUGUUGCGCCUCUCCGCCGUGCACUUCUACGUGGACGGCGUGGCGGAGAUCGUGUCACCGGACCUUCCACCGGCGGUGCGGGUGCUGCUGCAUCCCAAUGGCAGCUACCUGACCGAGGUGGGCACCGGUCGGCUCUUUGUGAAUCCCGGUGGCUGUUGCACGCUCUUCCGCGGUGACGCUGCGGGCUGUGCGGUCGUGCAUCAGCUGCACUCCGGCUGGGCCACCGCGGUGACGAAUUCUGCGCUGCGCCGUGCGGAGCGGGAGGACGGCCUGCAACAGGAGUUUGUGAGCCCAGCGAAGUCAGGCGAGGGAGAGCACAGCGCCACUGCCGGGUUGGGUGCUCUGUCGAAGACGUUGUUUGGUCCUGGUGUGGCGGUGCACAAGGGCGACGGCACCGACGCGUGGCGCUGGCAAGUGGCCGGCCUGCCGGUGAUCACCUGCGAUGCCGCCACGCGCAACGUGUCCGCCGCCCUCGACAGCAACGGGGCGGACUGCUGGGUCUACGCCCCCGAUGACGGUGUUUUUGAACUGCGCAUGAACGGUACGCCGAACAGGCACGGCAGCGUCGCCGCGACCCUUUCCCUUCGCACGUCCCGCCUCACGCUGUGGAGCGACGCAGCGCCGCACAACGGCGGGUUUGUGGUGGAUUGCGCGUACGGUGGGGUCUGCGGGCGCGUGCACACGUCGCAUCUCUACCGCGUCUCGCCGUUUGGUCGGUGCUCCGAGGAGGCUGCGGUGACGCAGGCUGGCGCAUCGCCAUGGCAGCUUGUGUUGCCGCCGCAGUACAAGUGUCCAAAGAAGAAGACGCCGGAGGUGGUACUGCAGGCGGAGUACGUCAGUGAAGCCUUCCACCGCGCGCUGGGUGGCCCGGUGAAGAGCGGGGGGCCGUCGCCUGACGACGACGGUGACGAGGAAAGCACCGCACACACAGCGGUGCUGCAUCUGCGGCGCAACCCGCCCGAGCUCAGCUCUGAGGUGGUGACCGAGGAAGAAGAAAAAGCUGGGAGCAACGUGGAGGAGAAGGGUGGUCCUCUUUCAAUUCUAUCGGGCACGAUCACCGCUUCCGCCGACGCGCACGGGCGGCGAGUGCAGUGCACAGCGUUCAACGAUGUCGACUCCACAGUGGCGACCGUGAUGGACGCCGCGUCGUGGUCUAGCUACGCGCGGUGGCUGAGCGCACUUCCGGAGACGGUACUGCGUCGCUUGCCAUCGAAGGAAGCGUCGCCGACUCGUGCAUGUUCGGCACUGGCGUUCGAUGUAGAACGAUGUGAAAAACGCACGGACGACCUGUACCCGCUCACGGUGGUGGACGACGAAGCCACCAGCGAGGCCGCACCUACGCCGCAGCGCUGUGUUGUCCUUCGCUUCCCUGACAAGUCGUCGUCGACAACACCGGCCUGGUACGCCUCGACAGACCUCUCGACUGCGCUGGACGAGUGCCGUCACGGUCGCAGCGUGCACGAUGCGGAGGCGGUGACAGACGUCUUUGCGGGUACGACGGAGGUGCACGCCGAUGUCGAAAUAAACAGCGUUCACGACACGCACGUGGAGGACCCGACUCCGUCGCUCGAGCUCGCUCAAGACGAAACUGAGCAGCUGCCCACCCAAGCGACCGCCCAUCACGAGGCGGCGGAGGCGGAGACGACGACAACGCGGAUGGCAACCGUCCCCUCAUUGUCCCCUGUCAGCCACGUUUCUGGCGCGCUCAAUUACUGGAGCUCGCCGUGCUGCCCGCGCUUACCUCUUUCAGACGAUUCCCCCACCUCAAAUCAUGGUGAGCGCGAGGUUGGCGCAGCAGCCCUCGACGCAGCCGAUGCGGCUGUUGCCGCCGUGAGGUCUGCGGAAAGCGCUACCGCUGCCGCGCCGUCGCCGUCGUCCAUGUCCCGUUCGCAGCGGAUCGCACAGGCGUGUGCGAAGGUGCCGCUCAUGCGGUCUUACUCCCCCGCCGAAGACGCACACGCCGGCACCACCGCCUCUUCUCGCUUUCACGAACCAAUGUUGUCAGUGCAGCCGCAGCUGAUCGACUUCGGCAACGUGCACCGUGGCCGUCGCUACGUCGCGAUGUUUGAGCUGACGAACACGUCGACGGUGCCGUGUCGCUACCGCGUGCGUUCCUCCGUGGCGGUACGGCCGUUUCUUGUGGUGUCCUAUCCCCGCCACUUCGUUGCGCCGGGCAUUACCGUGGAGGUCACUGUCGAACUCUCCGGAUGGCAGCCGCUCGGCGUGGUGGACUCGGAGCUGACCGUCGUCCACGAAGGUGGCGCGAUGGAGGUGGGCGUGGUGUGGUGCACCACCGAUGCAACGCACAACGUGCAGAUGGGCCGUGGUGUGGCGUGCGCUGGGUGGUCGGUCAGCAAGCCGGCUCUGCAGCAUCCGUUGAAGGUCGCCGCAGACAACACGGAGGACGGGGAGAUGGUGGAGGAGGAGGAGCGGUGUGAGGACUCCGACUCGGAGGAGUCGACAGCGGCACCGAUCGUGCCGAGUUGA
Molecule: messenger RNA, 5877 nt
Organism: Leptomonas pyrrhocoris
Lineage: Eukaryota; Euglenozoa; Kinetoplastea; Trypanosomatida; Trypanosomatidae
Exons: 1
Coding region: 226-5877 (1883 amino acids)
Source: RefSeq, a predicted model, not a curated record